Nerophis lumbriciformis (worm pipefish) is the source of this 765-nucleotide messenger RNA. NCBI's taxonomy places the organism in Eukaryota, Metazoa, Chordata, Actinopteri, Syngnathiformes, Syngnathidae. The record is from RefSeq and is a predicted model, not a curated record.
AUGUCUUCCAGCGGCGCCCUCGCCAGCUGCUACACGGAUUCGGUUUUAGGUCCGGACGCGGAGGACGUGUACGGCGCUCGCUUCAUGCCGCCUCCCCCGCACACGAUAGCCCCCGGCAGGCCUUCCUCAGGCGCCGUCGAGCACCACGCCGACUUCUCCUCAUGCAAUUUCACCACCAAAUCCGCCGUCUUCUCCCCGUCUUGGCCGCCGGUUCACCCGCAGGGAAUCUACCACCACCCCUACGCCCACCAAUCGGACCCAAGAUGCGUCGGAGCCCGAUCCUGGAUAGAACCGCUCCCUAACCACGUAUCCCGAUUCGCCGGAUUCUCCCCAGGCCGACGCGCGCCGUUCGACCCGAAACCGGAGCUUUCCCCGCCGAAGAUCCGCGACACCAAGCCAGCCCAGGAGCUUCGGACUCGGGCUCCAGUCGCGGAGGUCUCCGAGGGCCCGGAAACAGCGCAGAGUGGAAGUGAGCUUUCCAGCCACAGCGAGUCCAAAGAGGAGAAACAAGUUGACCCGAGCAACCCGGCAGCCAACUGGAUCCACGCGCGCUCCAGUAGGAAAAAGCGCUGCCCCUACACCAAAUAUCAGACUCUGGAGCUGGAAAAAGAGUUCCUGUACAACAUGUACUUGAGUCGGGACCGUCGUUACGAGGUAGCCCGAAUCCUCAGCCUGAGCGAAAGGCAAGUCAAGAUCUGGUUCCAGAACCGCAGGAUGAAAAUGAAGAAGAUGAAUCGAGAGAGAGGCGGCAAGGAGCACCACUAA